GGCAUGGUCCCGCCUCUCAGUCCGGAACACUUCCUGUCCAUUGUUCUCGGCUAUGGCUUUCGCUGUCCUUGGUGUGCCUUAACCUCUGAGUUCCAGAAAGAGGCCCCCAAGCAUCCCUACUGUGAGCCACCGGGAGGAGGAGACCCAGCCCAAGCACCAGCCUGAUCUUUAGAUGAAAAUGAACCGAACAACUAUGGCUGAUAAGGAAUUGAUACCCCAAAUAAGAGUCAAUAACUUUUGAGGACAUGGCAGCCUACUUAUCACGAGAGGAAUGUGGACAACUGAACCCCACUCAGAGGGAUUCCUACCAAGACAUUUUACAGAAGAACUAUGCAUAUGAGUAUUCUAUCAGGCAGCUUUGUACAAUGGAAAGAAAUGCCUGGAAUCAGAGCAGGAUUAGGCCUUCAGCAAAGAAUCAGCACAGAGGGCAGCUUGAAGCAAGAGGCUCUGGAAAUGAAGGAGUCUUCCAGUGGGUUGUCAGCAGAAUCUGACACAAGCAGGGCCCAGCAACUGUGUCAUGACUGGGGUAGAGCUGAUGGCGGGACUAAGGAGCCUAAAAUGGAAGAACAAUCAAGGACCCCAUCAGUGGAAGGAAAAAUGGGUAAAUCCAACACUCCAACAAGGAGCCAAGGAAAAUUAAUUGGUCAUGAGAGACCUGACACAGAGGAAAAGCCAUUUAAGUGCCUGGACUGUGGGAAAUGCUUUGGCCGAAGCACUCAUCUUAGUCUUCAUCGGAGGACUCAUACUGGUGAAAAGCCCUAUAAAUGUGGGGAUUGUGGUCGGUGCUUUAGUGAUGGUUCUGCCCUCAUCCGCCAUCAGCGGAUCCACACAGGUGAAAGACCCUACAAGUGUAAGGAGUGUGGAAAAUGCUUUGGUCGCAGCUCACAUCUGGAGCUGCAUCAGCGGACGCACCUUGGGGAAAAGCCCUACAAGUGCCCUGAGUGUGGCAAAGGGUUCCGUGACAGUUCAGGUUUGGCCAGACACCAGGGCAUCCAUACAGGUGCCAGUCCCUAUAAAUGUGGUACAUGUAGCAAGAGUUUUAAUGACAGCUCAGCUUUCAUUCGUCAUCAGCGCAUCCAUACUGGUGAAAAGCCUUAUGUGUGUGUGGAGUGUGGCAAGAGUUUCAGCGAUAGUUCCAACUUCCGUACUCACCAGAAAUCUCAUUGGGAAGAAAAGCCCUUCAAGUGCACAGCUUGUGCAAAGAGCUAUGUGCGCAGGUCAGACCUUGUCAUACACCAGAGGACACACACUGGUGAGAAGCCUUACCAGUGCAGUGAUUGUGGCAAGAGCUUCAACCAGAGGUCUGGCCUCAUUAUCCACCAAACAACUCACACAGGGCAGAAACCCUUCAGUUGUAGCAAGUGUGGGAAGAGUUUUGGACACCAUUCAUAUCUCUUGAAGCAUCAGAGGACUCAUUUUAGAGAGUUCCCAGAGAAACCCCUAGAAUAGACAUGCCCCUUAUUCUUGCCAAUUGACCCUCUUAUAGAACAUCAGUGGAACUUAUUACUUGAACUGUUUGUCCAGUAGACAUAGGUUAAGAUAAGCCAUUCAUGCACAUAGCCUGGCACAUCUUGAGGUUAACAGCAUCCAUUUAGGAGAGGGCUAGAUGGAAGGUGUGUGAACCAUUUGAGUAUUGAACUCAUGAUCUCAGCCUUAAUAGCACCAGGAGAGCAGAUCAGUCCUUACAUUCUUAUCUUACUGCCCUCACAGCUAUUACCAAUAUGGGUUUUCUGUUCCAUCAAGUAAAUGAGAAACUCAUAAUUCAAAGAAAAGGGGAUGGGCCCAAGCACAUGAUGAGUUUAGCUGGAGGAGCCAAGACCAGUUUCCUGUCUGGCUUAGGAGAUGCUUUUUAACAUUACCCUUCCUUGUAUCAGAAUCCUAAUCCUAUUUCUAAAAGUGCAAUUUGAAAAGCAUGGCCUGGGAUAUAUGGAGGGUUCUUGCCCACUAUGAAUUUUUUCCUGCUUUCUAGAAAAAGUUCCCUGAAAUGUUUUAAUUAUUUUGGAGAAAAGUCAGAAAACCAUAAAAGCAGUUAAUUUUUUUUUAAUACAAGUGCAUGUGGAGACCCAUCCCACAUUUCUAUGGUGCCCUUAUCCCAAAUCAGUUGUUAGGAUUGGCCUAAGCCCCUGGUUUCAUGUGUGAAACACCCUCCUCAAAACACCCAUGUUUCUAGUUACGUGUUUUGUGAAUCAAAUAUGGUCCACCUCCCUCCUUUCAUAGGUAAGGAAAUAGAAGUUGAUUUGCUCAUUGUCAUUUAGAUCUCAUUUGCAGACCAGGGAAUGUGAACCCAAAUCUCAAUUUUCUGUCCACUGUUUCUUCAGCCACAUUAUGCUACGAUAUUCAUAAUGCCUUGACAGUUUUACUGUUAAAGCACCUCAUGUGUGUCCAUCAAUUGGGAACUGACUGAAUAAAUUAUAGUAUGUGAAUACUAUAAUUACUUUAAGAAAUAAUGGUUUGAGGGAAACCUGGGAAGACUGCUGAAUUGAUAGAGUGAAAUAAGCCAAAUCAAGAGAACAAUUUAUGUAAUAACAUUAUAAAGACAACUUUGAAAAAACAUUGACUAAUCAAUGCACUGACCAACUACAAUUCUGGAAAAAUGGUGAUAAAGGUUACUAUCCCAGGAAGUAACGAUGGACUCAAAAUGCAGAAUGAGACAUUUUGGACAUGGACAAUGAGGGAACUUGUUUGGUUGAUUAUACAUAAUCCCCCACCCACCUAAAGGAAGGGAACAGGUGAUGGAACUGAAUGUUGUAAUUUUUCAAGAGUAAAAUAAGUCAUAAGAGGUAGUUUUGUGAACUCUUAAAUUUCCUAACAACUUUUCCUUCCCAUCAUCCUUCUUUUGGGACCCUACAGGUGUGGUUCUCAAGUUUUUCCAUAAUGAUAAGACCCUUCUAGCAAAGCCCUCUAAAAUUAUUUUUAGUGCCUUUUAUAUUAAAUCAUAUAAGGCUAAUUGAAAACUUUCAGAUGUUUCAAGUUUCUUUAUAGCAUACAAUCUGAUCACAGAAUCAUGUUCCACCAGUAGAUGCAGUGGUAUACCACAAGUCUAGCCUUCUUCAGAAUUAAAAGGAAAAUCAACUUUUACUCUUGUUCCCUUUCCCUCUCAACUAUGCUGGAACUCUCUCUUAGUGAAAAGGGAAUUUCCCAUCCUGCUGUCCUGGCAACUUGAACAGCUACAUAUAUAGAGCACUGAAUGUACUUGGUUGAAUGACCCUUGAUAGAUAUUAUCUAGCAGCCUUUCUCAUAAGUAUAUACAGAAUAUACAGAGUAUAAUUUAACAGGAAUCAGAGAUAUCCUGAGUAAUUUGCUGCAGAUGGUACUUCUCAUAGCUAUAGUCUUGAAAUGGUGGCCCGAAGACAAUGAGUAACUUCCUGCACAAAUGAUGUGGACUUGUGUUAAAGAAAGUAUGUUUGGGAGUUCUAGAAGUUUCCCUGGAUUCUUUACCUCCCAGGAAAGAUGGUCUUUUUAUAAGCCUUUUAAUGUUACUUUUUAAGCACUUGUCCAUUAAGCCUUCUACAUAUUGAACAUUUCUUUUGUGAUGAAGCAAGCAGCUAUAUACCUCUUUUCUAGAUAUGUACAGGUACUAUACUUCAUACUUAAGCUUUAAAAGAUUUUCCCUGGAGACCUAUUAUGGAGUAGAGAUAGGAAUUUAAGAAGUUUGAAUCCUAUUUUGGGGGAAUUAAGCACCCACCCAGAUCCUCUUGAGCUAAACUUGAACCCUGAGGUAAGGAUGUGUUUAUUACUUCUUCCACUAAUACAGACUAGCACCUUCUCUUGCAACUUCCAAGAAUUACUUGGGUUGACAGGUGGCUAAGAGUUGGAACCACACACAGUGCAUGCAGACUAAAAUUCUUACAUCAAGAGAGUUGGCAAGUAAGGGAGACCCCUUCUAAGUAUUAAUGGGGGGGGGGGGGAGGAGGAGGGAAUCAAACAAGAUAAACAGGCAUGGAGAGAUUGUGAUCAGCAUUAGAGGGAAUAUCCAUGAUCAAUUCACAGAUUCACUGAAGUAAUCAAGUAUUUGUCAUGUAUGUCUUAACUCAAUAAAGUAUGACAUGAAGUUUCUGAGUGUUCUUUUAAA
This is a messenger RNA of Monodelphis domestica (gray short-tailed opossum), 4072 nucleotides long. Lineage: Eukaryota; Metazoa; Chordata; Mammalia; Didelphimorphia; Didelphidae. The record is from RefSeq and is a predicted model, not a curated record.